Molecule: messenger RNA, 1107 nt
Organism: Vicia villosa (hairy vetch)
Lineage: Eukaryota; Viridiplantae; Streptophyta; Magnoliopsida; Fabales; Fabaceae
Product: F-box protein PP2-B11-like
Exons: 3
Coding region: 130-927 (265 amino acids)
Molecular function (GO): protein binding
Source: RefSeq, a predicted model, not a curated record
CACGUAGAAAAGUUAAGGUAAUUCACAGUUUCUUUUUUUUUUCUUUUUCUUGUGGAAAUAUCACGCCAUUACAAAGUUUGCAGAAGCUAUAACUAUAUCGAGCUAUAUUUUUCUUCGCAUGAAAGAAAAAUGACACAGUUUGAAGAAUUGCCUGAAGGAUGCAUCGCCACCAUACUCUCUCGUACUACUCCCGUUGACGCCUGCAGACUCUCUCUCGUUUCCAAUACUUUCCAUUCUGCUGCCGAUUCCGACGCUGUCUGGAUUCAAUUUCUCCCUUCCGAUUCUCAAUUCAUGGAUUCUAUCAUCUCUAAUUCUCCUUCACUUGUCAACCUUCCUUCCAAAAAGGCUCUCUACUUAGCUCUAUCGGAUCGCCCUAUCAUCAUCGACAAUGGUCUCAAGAGCUUUCAAUUGGAUAGAAAGAGUGGGAAAAUAUGUUACAUGCUAGGGGCUAGAUCUUUAUCCACUGCUUGGGUUCAUGACGAGCGCUACUGGAAGUGGAUUACUAUGCGUACCUCCAGGUUCCCUGAAGUCGCUAGGCUUCUUAAUGUUUGUUGGCUUGAAUCUCAUGGUACGAUAAACACCAUUACAUUGUCUCCAAAUACUGAGUAUGCAGCUUAUGUUGUUUUCAAGAUGAUUGAUGCCAAAGGAUUUGAGAACCGUCCUGCAAAGUUAUCAGUCUUUGUCGAAGGUGGACAUAGCAGUACAAAAAUUGUAUGUUUGGAUCCUAAUGUGGAAGAUAGGUCUCACAGCAGAGUAGAAGGAUUGGAAUGUCCUAAUGUGAGAAGUGAUGGGUGGUUGGAGAUUGAGAUAGGGGAGUUCUUCAAUUCAGGCAUAGAGAAUGAAAAAGUCAAGAUGGAGGUUUUGGAGAAAGGUAGUUAUUGGAAGAGAGGUCUCUUUGUUGAAGGAAUAGAAGUUAGGCCUAAGUAACACAAUUAAGCAACAUGAACUUGCAUCUUGAGUUACCAUAUAAUUUUGUUUCAAGUAUUGUUACUUGGCACAUAUAGUUAUGGUUGUAAUAUUACUUAUUUUAGUUUAAUAUAUUGGAAUGUGGACUACUACUAUAUAAUUUAUUGUGAUGCAAUACCAAUCUGUUGCCAUUUAUUGAUU